GUUUAAAGUCCAAGAGGCAGCUUUGGUCGUGAACAAGCCACGUGCAAGGUUGGUGCAGAACUGAUCCAAGCAGUUUUUCAGAUUCCUCAGGGCUGCUGAGAUGGGACUCUGGAACUUUCUUUUGCUUGGGCGUGGCCUGCGAGCCGCUCUAUUGGAAUUUUUGUAACCACUGCGAGGGACUCUGACGUUCCCACUAUUUCUUCGCCGUCCAGUUGCCCUACGGGUGCAGUUGGAUGCACCUCUGCUUCUUAGACUCACUCAUCACAUUUCACACAGCAGCCAACACCUGUUGGCUCCUCUCCUGCAGACUUUUGAUCUCUGCUGGGUUCCACGCCUGUUGUUACAUCCAACACUGCGGGUGCCAUUUUCCUUCCAUCACAGAACCUGUGAGAGCUUCUGCUUUGAUCUUUGUGCUUCCUCAAACACAUUGCCCUUCUGACAAUUGGUCCAGUUCUAUUUCCAUAUUGAGCCCACUACCAACUCAGGUUCUUUUCCCUGGACGAUGACGGACCAAAAGCUCUUCGUAUCCUCCCCCUCUUCCUUUCCUUCUACAAUGUUCUCCACAUCGCACACAAAGCCCCGGCUUGGCUUGGUCCAAGGCCAAGACCUCUGCUCUCUGAGAACUACCACUGGUGAUUUCAACAUCAUCUUGCACCAUUACAACCUCACAGGCCAGAUGAGCAACCGGAGUCCUCAGGAGGAUAAGGUGAGUGCUCUCAAGAUGGUCGUGAUCACGGCCAGCUGUCUCAUCAUUCUGGAGAAUUUCCUGGUGCUGCUGGCCAUAAUCCGGAAGGUGCGAGCCCGCCGGUGGGUCUACUCUUGCCUCGCCAGCAUCACGCUCAGUGACCUGCUGGCCGGCAUCGCCUAUUUGGUCAACCUCUGCUUGUCAGGAAGCCGGACCUUCCAGCUGUCACCCACCAUGUGGUUCCUCCGCGAGGGGGUCCUUUUCGUGGCCUUGGCAGCCUCCACUUUCAGCCUCUUGGUGACGGCUGUCGAGCGGUACAGCGCCAUGGUCAGGCCCAUUGCUGAGAGCAAGGCCAUGAAGACCACCCGCCUGAGAGCUCUCAUCAUCUUCUGUUGGGCCCUGGCCAUCCUCAUCGGCUUGCUCCCCUUGCUGGGCUGGAACUGUCUCUGUGACGUGUCCAGGUGUUCCACGCUGCUGCCCCUGUAUGCCAAGAACUACAUUCUCUUCUCCGUGGCUGUGUUCUGCAUCAUCCUGGUGGGGGUCGUGGGCCUCUACGUGUCCAUUUUCCUCCGCGUCCAACAGAGCGCCAGGCAAGCCUUAUCUCGGAGCGGCCACAAGAGGUCGCUGCGGCUGCUCAAGACGGUCUUGUUGAUCCUGUUCGCGUUCCUCAUCUGCUGGAUCCCACUCUUUGUCUUCCUGAUGAUCGAUGCCUUUUGGGCCAAUGAGACGUGGAAGCUCCACACCAAAUUUGGCUGGAUCUUGACCUUGGCUGUGACCAACUCGUUCAUUAACCCCAUCAUCUACUCCUUUGGGAGCAAGGAGGUGAGGAGAGCAGUCGUGGAACUCAUCUGCUGCUGCUGCAUCCGAGUUGGGUUGAAAGGUCCCCGUGGCUGCCUCGUUGCUUCGGAUAACCCCGCAAGCAAUUCCACGGACACACAAAGUUCUUUGAAGUUGCGCGAGAGCCUCCGCAGCCCGGUGGUGCACAGUCGAAAAGCCAGAGAACCUCUUUACAGCAAUUCAAGCAUGAUGAGCAGCACAGUGGCAUCAGAUUAUGCUUCAGCCUCACAUCACACUCUGGACUAGACUAGAAUCGUGACCGGUCUUCUGCACUUACAUUUAGGCUUGACGCGUUUGUGCAGCACUCUGCGCCGGAAACUUAACUCUUCUGCACCACACUGUGGACUUGUUAGGAACUGCGGGGUCUGUGUGCAGCACCCCGUGUGGCGACGCUGAACUGCGGGUGGCGGCUUCUCGAAUUAAGUGCCUACUGGCCCUGGAUUGACUCUUCUCACCCAGGUUGGCCGUUAAAUCCUCCUGGGCGGAAAGAUGUAGAAAGUGAUUGCUCUUCCAGUUGAACUUUUCUCAAGCCACUCAGAUAUAUUUUUUUAGCUCUGGUUUAUCCCUGACUUUUUUAGCUGGCUGGAACGGAAGUUUUGCCCUUCAGUUCUGCUUUGUUCUUUGGCCCUGACCUCAGACUUGACCCAUGGCUUCUGGUUCGUAGGUCCUGGCUCAUCUCAGGUUGCUGCCCAAUGCCCAGGUCUAGAAUCACGAGUCUUCUGUACCACGCUCUGGACUAGAAUCUUUACUAGUGUAGAGCCCAUGUCACCCUGGGCACUAAUAUAGGGUGACCAUAUGUAAAGGAGGACCGGGCUCCUGUAUCUUUAAGUUGCAUAGAAAAGAGAAUAUCAGCAGGUGCCAAUUGUAUGCAUGCAGCACCUGGUGAAAUUCCCUCUUCAUCACAACAGUUAAAGCUGCCCUUUUUUGUAUCUGGACACACUAGCCAUGCUCCUGCAUCUUUAACUGUUGUGAUGAAGAGGGGAUUUCACCAGGUGCUGCAUGCAUACAAAUGACACCUGCUGAAACUCCCUUUUCUAUUCAAUGUUAAAGAUACAGGAGCCCUGUCCUCCUUUUCAUAGGGUCACCCUACAUUAGUAGUCCUGCACCUUUCCUGCUUUUUUGCCCCUCAGACCCCUCACCACAGAGACGCUCAUGAAUAAUGCAAAUAUGGCUCAUGCAUAGUGAAUGCCCCUCUGUAAUUUCCAUGCAGCGCAGCCCCCUCCCUCCCUCCUGUGCCCCGAUUGGCCACCUUCAUCUCCUUCCCUCUUCCUGCUGGUGGCGACAGCCUAACCACACAACUGCACCCAGGGCCCACCUUCUCACCACACUGAUUGGCUGUCUGUCAUCUCUCUGGCAGAAGGGCUUCACCUGUUUGGUGUGGAAGAAAUUAAUUGCUAUAAGCUCAAGCUUUGAAAUGUUUGGAACUUUCAAAAUUUUCUACACAGCUCAAGCUUCAGUUUAAAACAAAA
Molecule: messenger RNA, 2991 nt
Organism: Elgaria multicarinata webbii
Lineage: Eukaryota; Metazoa; Chordata; Lepidosauria; Squamata; Anguidae
Gene: S1PR4
Product: sphingosine-1-phosphate receptor 4
Exons: 2
Coding region: 503-1768 (421 amino acids)
Biological process (GO): regulation of metabolic process; adenylate cyclase-activating G protein-coupled receptor signaling pathway
Cellular component (GO): cytoplasm; plasma membrane
Molecular function (GO): sphingosine-1-phosphate receptor activity
Source: RefSeq, a predicted model, not a curated record